Molecule: messenger RNA, 1809 nt
Organism: Pangasianodon hypophthalmus (striped catfish)
Lineage: Eukaryota; Metazoa; Chordata; Actinopteri; Siluriformes; Pangasiidae
Gene: hoxc11a
Product: homeobox C11a
Exons: 2
Coding region: 105-1028 (307 amino acids)
Biological process (GO): regulation of transcription by RNA polymerase II; anatomical structure development
Cellular component (GO): nucleus
Molecular function (GO): DNA-binding transcription factor activity, RNA polymerase II-specific; RNA polymerase II cis-regulatory region sequence-specific DNA binding
Source: RefSeq, a predicted model, not a curated record
GACUUAGACGGAUUGCGCGUCAUCUCGCCUUCCCAAAUUUUCUCCUUUUGCAGCUCGAAUCCAAAACAUCUAUCUAUAGUAGGCAAAGGAGUACAGGGGGAAAGAUGUUUAACUCGGUAAAUCUGAGCAACUUCUGCUCCCAGACACGUAAAGACCGGACAUCUGAGUUCGGGGACAGGACAGGCUGUGCCUCCAAUAUCUACCUCCCCAGCUGCACCUACUACGUCCCAGAAUUUUCCACCGUUUCUUCGUUUCUUCCGCAAGGGCCUUCGCGGCAAAUUACAUACCCCUACACUACAAAUUUGUCUCAAGUGCAACCGGUACGAGAUGUUUCCUACGGCCUGGAUCCUUCCAGCAAGUGGCACCACAGAACUAACUACGCGACGUGCUACUCCGGAGAGGAUCUGGUGCACAGGGACUGUCUUCCGCCAUCCACCAUGACAGAAAUGCUCAUGAAAAACGAGAGCGUGUACAGCCACCACCACCAUCACCACCAUCCUAGCUCUAACCACCCAUCUACUGGUUUCUAUUCCAGUGUCGGGAAAAACAACGUGCUGCCUCAAGGUUUUGAUCGCUUUUUUGAAACGGCGUAUUGUGGCACUGACAAUCAGUCAGACCAUUGUUUACAAAAGAGCGAGACGACUAAACUCGAGAGCACGUCCCAGCAACCCAGCGCAGUUUCGGGAGUGGAAGAGCCAGAAAAGGACGCCGAAGACGAAGAAGAAAGAACAAAUUCGGGCUCGUGUAGCUCCUCAGGCACAAAGGAAGGCAACGCAAGCAAAAUCAACCAUUCGAGUGCCCCCCGCACGAGGAAGAAGAGAUGUCCAUACUCCAAGUUUCAGAUUCGCGAACUGGAACGAGAGUUUUUCUUUAACGUUUACAUCAACAAGGAGAAAAGGCUGCAACUCUCCAGAAUGUUAAACCUUACUGACAGACAAGUGAAAAUAUGGUUUCAAAAUCGCAGAAUGAAAGAAAAGAAAUUAAGCAGAGACCGCUUGCAGUAUUUCUCUGGGAACCCAUUGUUGUAAACUACGGACUUAUUUCAGUAGGCCAAGGUUGAUUUUACUUGAUAUUUCCGAAAACUUUGGAUGUUCCAUCAUUCUAUGAUCUAUUCAUCAUUUAUCUCGAUGAAGCCGACAUUACUGACUAAAUUCGCAUGGAUUAUUAUUAUUAUUAUUAUUAUUAUUAUUAUUAUUAUUAUUAUUAUUAUUUGUAAUAACAGAGAAAGGCGUCUUGGGACGAUAAAUAAGGAGCUUUGAAUUCAAGCCUUUUUAGUUAAAAAUUCAAGUUCAGAUUCACUUUUCACAAGGUUUUUGAGGAAAAUCACAGGCUACACUGAAAUCUUUGUAGGUAUCUUAUUCACAAUACACAUUUAAUGACUAGUUGCUGUAAAUAUGUUACAAAACAAAGUCGAACUGAAGUCGGAGUCGUCGUGCAAGAUCUUAUAUUUUUCUUUUCUUUCUUUCGUUUUUUUUUUUUUUUUUUUUUUUACAUUUUCGUCAUUUUAAACUGUGACUUGUACAAUCUGUAAUAAUGUAUUCCUUGUACAGAGACUAUGCAACGUGCAUUUGUGAUUGUAAAUAUAGCUAUAUAUUACGUUCACUUUCCCUAACAUUGCUGCUAUUUUCUUUAUAUUGUCCGAGCAGUUCUCGCGCGCUUUAGCCUAGGACCCAUGUUCCUUUCUUUAACUUAUUUGCUUUAUGUUAUGCCCAGUGUCCUUUUGUCUUUAUUCAGAGAGCGCAAAGAUUACAUUUGGACUUUGUAUGAUAUAUGGUAUACCGCAUAUGAAAUAAAUAUAUACAAUGUAAA